Messenger RNA from Uloborus diversus, 771 nucleotides. Its product is annotated as nucleoredoxin-like protein 2. NCBI's taxonomy places the organism in Eukaryota, Metazoa, Arthropoda, Arachnida, Araneae, Uloboridae. The transcript has 3 exons. Gene Ontology annotation, biological process: photoreceptor cell maintenance; sensory perception. The coding region runs from base 138 to 569 and encodes 143 amino acids. The record is from RefSeq and is a predicted model, not a curated record.
AAUGUGCAAUAGGUGUGUAAUGUGUGUAAUAGAAUUAUUAGAACAAAAAUAAAAGUGACACAUCUAAUAAGUUGAACAACUGUCAAGCUAGGCUCAGCCCAGAUUAUAUAUUUGUCACCAAAAGCUUCAUUUGGAAAAUGGAAAUCCUCAAAGGACAGCAACUUGUGAACAAAGAAAAGGUUCAAGUCUCGGCUGAUGAGGCUUUGCAAGACAAAGAAAUUGUAGCAUUCUACUUUUCUGCUCACUGGUGUCCACCAUGCAGAAUGUUCACUCCCAUACUUGCCGAUUUCUACGAAGAGGUGAGGAAUGACGAUCUUCCUUUGGAGGUCAUUUUUGUCUCUUCUGAUCGUUCCGAAGACGCUCUGUUCGAUUAUAUGGCCGAAGCUCACGGAGAUUGGCUAGCUGUGCCUUUUGGCUCCAACAUUGUCGAGCAAAUUAAAAAGAAGUUCGAUAUUAGAGGAAUUCCGUCACUCGUCAUUGUGAAAAAAGAUGGAACUGUAGUUACUAGUAAUGGAAGAUCCGAUGUAGAAAAAAAAGGUGCAGCUGCUGUCAAAGAGUGGAUGAAAUGAGUUUAAGUUGAAAUGAAUUGUUAAAUAAAUUAAUAUUAAGUUUUUAUAUUUUAAAUGCAUUAAACAUUGAAUUUAUGCCAUGUUUACUUAAAGAUAUUUGUUGGUUUUUAACUGUGACUUUUCAUUUAUUUCUUAAAUUAUGCAAAAAAAAUAAAAAAUCUCACACUAAAUAGUACAUUAUUCUACCUAAAUAUUGAAUAAA